AUGACCAACAGUAAGGGUAUAGUGGUCUUCUCAGGUGGAAGCGCUGCAAACAGCCUUGUCGACGUCUUCGAAGCAGUGCGCGAGAACAAAUCAUGUCCCCUCAGCUACAUCAUUCCUAUCAGCGACAACGGUGGCUCUUCUUCAGAACUCAUUAGAGUCUUUGGUGGCCCCGGGAUUGGCGAUGUUCGAAGUCGCCUGGUCAGACUCAUACCUACGGAUCCUUCCUCGCCCGAACGUCUGGCCAUAUCACAUCUCUUCAACCAUCGCCUGUCAUCUACGUCUUCAGUAGACGCGGCGACUGAGUGGCAACUGAUCGUUUCUGGAGCAGCGGAUCUGUGGCUUGGUAUACCUUCGGCCAAAAAGGAACUCAUUCGAUCAUUUUUCAACCUCUUGAACCUUGAGAUCUUAAAACGGUCGAGGCCGUCCUCGACAUUCGAUUUCACUUCAGCGAGUGUGGGCAACCUCUUUUUGACCGGUGCGAGACUGUUCAGUGGCAGUUUCGAGUCGGCCAUAUACCUGCUGAGCAGUAUCUGUGCAAUACCAGAUGAAGUGCGUGUCAUUCCUAGCAUUAACUCCAACUUCUCCCACCAUAUAGCCGCAGGUCUGGUCAACGGAGACGUCAUUGUCGGCCAGAACAACAUCUCUCACCCUGCCGCGGCCACAGCCUUAGCAAUGCCGACAGUUGGCGAUGGUCGUCCAAUCGCAGCGAGAACGCGUCAUAGCGUUGAUCACACCGAGGAGAUUGAGGAUGCAAAUAUACCAGGCACGCUGCCCACGUUGCGUCAGAAGAACAUCAACUUUAGUAAGGACGAGGAGGAAGACCUCCCCGCUCGGAUAGAGCGCAUAUGGUACAUUAACCCCUACGGACAAGAAAUGCUUCCACCAGCCAAUCCGCGCGUUCUCUCGGCGGUUAAACAAGCGCAAGCUGUUGUCUACUCCAUAGGAUCCCUCUAUACUUCCGUCGUGGCAUCCAUUGUGCUCAGAGGUGUGGGCGAAGCAUUGCACUCCAGUACCGCCCGACACAAGAUUCUCAUUCUCAAUGGCUCGCUAGACCGGGAGACCGGUCCGAGCCCCAACCCCUUCUCUGCCUUUGAUUUCGUCGAAGCCAUUGCUCGAGCAUGCGAGCAAUCUCGGGGACAUCCCUGGAGGUCAGAACUUUGCACGUCACACUCAGAGAACAAGUUAAAGUCCUCAGGGCCAACUUCGUCCACAGAUGCUCAUGGCGGUUUACUGGUGCCAGGCAGCACACCUAACGUGGCGCAAACAGCCGAGCAAAACUCAAUAUAUCGACAGUAUGUCACUCAUGUUAUACAUCUCAACGGGGAGGGAACUCCGAAGGUCGACAAAGAGCGCCUUGCAGCUGUGGGCAUCGAUUGCCUUAAAUUAUAUGGUCGGAAAAGCGCCAAAGGUGUUAUGUUGUACGAUCCUCAGGCCCUCAUUGGAGCACUGGAAGCGAUACUCGGGAAGAAAGGCGACGCCAUGCUUCUGAGCAGGAGCCGAAGAAACACGAUGGAAGCAUGAUGCGCUGUCUGGGUCUUUGAAACCACUAUCGUGUAACAGCUUUUUAGGCCGUUGAAUCCCGUAGUAUCGGACGUCAAAGUUGUCCCCUCCUUCUCCGUAACCAUGCGACGAAAGGCAAUUUCCACUCGACUUGCCUGAGGCUUGCGUCGAAUAUGUCGAAGUCAACCUUUUGCAACCUG
This is a messenger RNA of Exophiala oligosperma, 1700 nucleotides long. RefSeq lists its product as uncharacterized. Gene Ontology annotation, molecular function: LPPG:FO 2-phospho-L-lactate transferase activity. The record is from RefSeq and is a predicted model, not a curated record. The coding region runs from base 1 to 1521 and encodes 506 amino acids. NCBI's taxonomy places the organism in Eukaryota, Fungi, Ascomycota, Eurotiomycetes, Chaetothyriales, Herpotrichiellaceae. The transcript has a single exon.